Messenger RNA from Patella vulgata (common limpet), 579 nucleotides. Its product is annotated as UPF0047 protein YjbQ. The transcript has 7 exons. The record is from RefSeq and is a predicted model, not a curated record. Bases 114 to 560 code for a protein of 148 amino acids. Lineage: Eukaryota; Metazoa; Mollusca; Gastropoda; Patellidae.
CAGGACGGCAGGACCUAGAUGUAGUCAAAUUUUGCAAUUUUUUGUUUAGUAGACUUUCCGCUUUAUAAAUUUUCAUUCUACGCACACAGCAAAGGGAACUAACUCCUUAAAAUAUGGCUGCCCGUGCACAAGGGUGCACUUGGUUUCAAAAAGAAUUGAGUGUUGGCUCAAGGAAGAGGGGUUGUCACAAUAUCACAGAUGAAAUAAAAAGGGGUUUACCUGAAGUUAGUCAAGUUCAAAUAGGAUUGUUGAAUAUAAACAUUAAACAUACAUCAGCAAGUUUAGUCUUAAAUGAGUGCUGGGAUUCUGAUGUUAGGGUGGAUAUGGAAAUGAUGUUAAAUAAACUUAUACCUGAGGGUUUAAAUUACAAACAUUCUUGUGAAGGACCUGAUGAUAUGCCAGCCCACAUAAAAGCAGCGUUAUUAGGAAGUAGUGUAACUAUACCUAUUACUCAAGGUCAGUUAAACCUUGGAACGUGGCAAGGUGUAUGGUUAUGUGAACACAGAGAUAGAGCUAGUUCAAGACACUUAGUAUGUACAAUACAGGGCGCAACAAAAUAAAUUAUUGAUUAAUAUCAUA